AUGUACGUUGUCAAAUCCUCAAAGCAACGAUCAUAUGUUAAACGUAAAGUGGAUGUCAAUGACAAUAAAUUUGAGGAUGUGGUGCAGAAAGUUGAUGACAGUGCUAUUGGAUUCGAUCAUUCAAUUCAUCAAAAUAAAUUAGAAGAUGCUCGGAACGAUAAAGAGACGAAUGAUCAACAGCAAAUAACAAGCAAAAACGAUUCACAGUUGCAAUUACAUGAGCUUCCACAGAACUUGAAUGAAGAAGAAAAAAUUCAUGGAAAGAAACAUGGAGUCGUGAAAAAAGAUCUUGACGAUACGACAGAUAACUCAAUUAGCAAAAAUCAUCGAGUCGUAGACACUUCUACUGCCGAAGAAAAUCCGAAAAAAACACAUGGGAUCGUUAAUAAUGAAAAUAUUAACCUUGAACCUAUUGUGGAAUACGCUGAGGAACCUUUAUUACCAUUAGCAGAGGCAUGUGCUCCACUGAUCAACAUCGUUGACGAUAUCUUGACUUACGUUCAAUUGGCUCUCGAUGAAACUCCAGAGGAACCAGUAGAUGGUCUGACAGUCGAUGAAAGUGCAUCGAUUCGUCUUUAUACGAUCGAAUGGCCAGGCUCUCAUCGAAGUCUCUAUUCCAAACUUAAUCGUACUCUUAAGGCCGUCGAUCGCGAGGAACUUCGUCCCUAUUUUAAGUACCUGAAACUACUUUUAACUGCUCUAGUUAAACUACCAUGCGUUCCAUCAAUGACUAUCUGGCGAGGAGUCACCAAAGAUUACAGUGCUAGUUUUCCACCUGGAGAACUUGUAACAUGGUGGACAUUUUCAUCUUGCACAACUACAAUGACGGUACUUGAGAACAACAUGUACUUGGGUACAACAGGCUCGCGAACGCUCUUCUCCAUCGAAGCCAUCAAUGGUCGAGCAAUACGAGAUCAUUCACAUUUCGCUACUGAAGAUGAAAUUCUUCUUCUACCUGGCACACACAUGGAAGUUCAAUCACAAAUGAUUCCAGCGACUGAUCUUCACAUUAUUCAUUUAAGACAGAUCAUUCCGAAUGAAGUACUUCUGAAACCUCCUUUUGAAGGUGCAUGUCUUUAUCCUAAAACUACGCAAAAAUGGUAUCACAAGAAAAGAUUUAUUCUUCUAAUGUUUCUAUUAACGAUUAUUACCUUGGGAGCAAUUAUUCUUGGCUCUGUUUUAGGAUCAACACUAACCAAGAAAGUACCAACUCCAAAAUAUGUUUGCACGAAUCCUUACACAUCUCCAAUCAGCUAUGAUAUUGGUAAUACUCCAAUGUCUGCAACAUUCGGUGAUUUCAACAAUGAUGGAAUACAAGAUCUAGCUGUAGUCAAUCAGGGAGACAAUACUAUGAAUGUGUUGUUGGGUACUGAUAAAGGCACCUUUCCAAUUGACACGACGUAUAUGACUGGUGUCAAUCCAAUCUCCGUGACAUCCGGUGAUUUCAAUCAUGAUGACUUAUUGGAUUUGGCUGUGGCAAAUUUCAAUGAAAACACGAUUAGUGUACUACUUGGUAAUCAGAAAGGAGGCUUUACAACUCAAACAAAGUAUGAAACAAGAGAAGAUCCAAUCUCUAUUACAUCAAGUGACUUUAACCACGAUGGUCAUCUGGAUUUAGCCGUAGCUAUUUUUCGUGAUAAUAGUGUUAGUGUAUUUCUUGGUUAUGGCAACGGAACAUUUAGCACAGCAAUUCUACAUGGGGCAGGAAGAUGGCCAAUUUUUAUAAUAUCAGAUGAUUUCAAUAAUGAUACGAAUAUCGAUUUGGCAGUGGCAAAUGGGGCCCAAAACACUCUCAGUAUAUUGCUUGGUAAUGGCAAUGGAUAUUUUCAGACUCCAUUAAAAUUUGAAACAGGCGAUUAUCCACGUUGGAUCACAUCGGGUGAUUUCAAUCACGAUCAAAAACAAGAUCUUGCAGUAACUAAUAAACUCAAUAAUAGCGUUAGUGUCCUAUUCGGCAAUGGUGAUGGGACAUUUCAGUCUCAAGUUAAGUAUAAGACCGGAGCAUAUCCAAACUCUAUCAUAUCAGGUUAUUUCAACAAUGACAACAAUCUAGAUUUAGUAAUUACCGAUCAAAUAGAUAACAGUAUAAGUAUACUACUCGGCUAUGACAAUGGAACGUUUAACGAACGAUUAACAUAUAGUACUGGUAAUUUUCCAUUUGGCUUGACAUCGGGUGAUUUCAACAAUGAUACAAAUUUGGAUUUAGCAGUAACUAAUUCUAAUGAGAGCACAGUUAGUGUAUUAUUUGGUAAUGGAAACGGAACGUUUCAAACUCAAAUAAUAUAUUCGACUGGUUUGACACCAAAUGCAAUUCUAUCGAAUCAUUUCAAUAAUGAUACAAAUUUGGAUUUGAUAGUAGCAAACGUUGACGACAAUUAUAUUGAUCUGAUGUUAGGUACAAAAAAUGGAAUUUUUCAGGCUAGAAUAACGUAUGCCGUUGGGCAAAACCCUCGAGUUGUAAUAUCAGGUGAUUUUAAUAAUGAUAAACGACUAGAUUUGGUAGUUGCCAACUCCGCAGAUAACAAUAUUGGUGUUUUCAUAGCCGAUAGAAACGGAUUCUUUCAGUCUCAAGUGACAUAUACCACUGGCAAGUCACCAAUAUCUAUCACAUUGGGUGACUUUAACAAUGACACAAAUUUAGAUUUAGCUGUGGUGAAUAAUCUCGAUAAUAGCUUCAAUAUAUUUCUUGGUAAUGGUGAUGGGAUUUUUCAGACUCCAAGUACAUAUAAUACUGGCAAUGCACCAAGCUGUAUAACAUCGGAUGACUUUAAUAAUGAUAAAAACUUAUGUUCAGAUGAUAGUGAAUGUCCAUAUUAUUGUGGCAAUAAUAGAAAAUGUCAAAAACCAAUAUCUCGAGGUGAAAAAUGCUCUGGCUAUAUUCAUCAUAUUCGAGAAUGUGAUACUGCAUCUUGGUUCAUAUUAAUUGAUGUCGAUGACCGUACAAUAAUGCUUCUAUCUCUGUUGAUAGUGUUUUCUUAUUUUGUUUUUACUAAUGAAAAACAUUUCAAUGGAGGAACUAUCGGAUGGGCUCCCAUUGAUCCUUAUGAUAAUUCCAGUCCCGUCGAUAUUACUAUAACACAAUCUUAUUCAUGGACAUAUCCAACAAUAAAAUGUGCCAACAAUGUACCAGCCUCAACUAGUGGAUGGAGUAGUGCUAAUACUAAUGUGACUUGUGUAGUUGAUUGUUCGACUGAUGGUGGUUAUUCUAAUGCACCAAUUGAUAUUCUUACGGAUUGUACGUCAGCUAGUUCAUCAUUGAAAAUGAUGACAAGUGAAAAAUCGAAAAAUGUUACACUUUCUGCUGAUGCACAUUUUUAUAUAGCUUAUAGAGGAAGUUCUUGGGUAGCAUUAAAUGAUCCUGCUCAAUCAGGUCUGGAUUGGUCUAUUGUAACAUAUAUUGAUCUUCGGAAACGACCAGAUGGUUUAAUUAAUACUCCACCUGUUGCCAAGUUUGUUUCUCCACAGUAUGCCACAGUAAAUAAAACAGUACAAAUAAAAAUUCCUGUUUCGGAUGCCAAUGCUGGUGAUGAUAUACGUUGUCGAUGGUCAACAUAUACAACUGGAUAUCGAAGACGAAAACGAUCAGGUGAAGAAAAAUAUGAAAAUUACCAUAAAAUUGAUCAUAAUUACAAAACAAAAUAUGACGACGACAAAGAAACCAUAGAUAGCAGAAAGAAAAGACAGACUUGUUCCAGUGGAUGUACUAGUGGUGACAAUUGUAAUACAGGUUCAUGUCCAAAGACGAACUGCCUGGGUAUAAAAUGUACCAUUGCUUGUUGUGACUUUAUAACGACAACAUCAACGACUACAACUAGCACACAAACAACGAGCACAACUAGUACAACUAGCACAACUAAGACGACAACAACGACUUCCAGUAGUACGACAAGUACAACAACAGUGACUACAACUAGCUCAACUACAGACAGUUCAACUUCUACCGAAACUCCAGGGACACCAAAAUCGACUUCAACAUAUCCUAUUCGUCAGGCUAUUGACGAAUGUGCUGAUAUUUGUUACCCAGGUAGUAUGCCCAAUGGCACAACACUGUCUGAUUGCACCAUCACAUUCACAGGUCAUAAAGCUGGGAUCUGGUAUGCGGUUGCUAUUCAGGUCGAAGAUUUUAUUAAUGAAACAAGUACAACGCCAAUGAGUUCCGUACCAGUUCAAUUUUUGAUUUACGUUCAACCACAACCAUCUUGUUCAAAUCAACCUAUAUUUUUUCCUCUAGAUCGGUGUUUAGAAGUACAAGUUGGCGUCUCAAUUAGUUUUAAUCUAUCUGUAAUGAAUCUAUGUAAUUCAAGUGUGGCUAAACUUGCUGAUAUCAUUGUUUCAAGUGAAAUUACUGGUAUGACUCGUGGUAAUCUAACAACUUCAUCAACAAAUUCAUCGGUCUCCUAUGUUCGUUUCACUUGGACACCGCAAAUAAAUCAAAUUGGAUAUCAGCAGUUAUGUACAGUUGCAUAUACAACUGAAAACUUACAAUCUGACACAUAUUGUAUUACAUUUACUGUUAAAAAUUCAUCUGAUACUUGUGUAACAACUACAACAACCACUACAUCAACAACAUCACAAUCAACAACUACCACAACGGUAACAACAACAACAACUUCUAGUACAACGACUUCUGAAACAACUACAACAACAUCGGUUACAACAACGUCAAUGACAACUUCUUCGACAUCAACAUCAUCUACAUCAACCACAUCCACAUCGUCUACAUCAACCACAUCCACAUCGUCUACAUCAACCACAUCCACAUCGUCUACAUCAUCAACAUCGACAACAUCCACCACAACGUCUACUACAACAUCCGUUACAACUACAACGUCAACGACUACAACAACAACUACAUCGACCACUACAACUGUGGGUGCUCGUUCACGUCGUCGACGACGCCAAUUAAAAGAAGAAAAUACCUGUGCACGGGCUUUUGAUUCAAGACUUACAACUUUUGAAUUAGAAAGACAGACAGCUUCUAGCAAAAUAUUCAAAUCAAAUACACCAACCAAGGAUUAUCUGAUUAAUAAUACAGUGAAUCAUCAGAAUAGCACGGGUCAUAUCUUUUCAGAAGACUCGCGCAUAAAUUUGUUUGAUUCAGCUUAUUCUAAUGAAGUAACAACUAUAACAGAUAUAGAAGAAAGUAGAGUUUCAUCAGCAGUUACUGUCAAAAGAAUGAGUCGUGCAACCAUUCAACAACUACAUGACAUGGAAAAGCUGAAUGAAAAUGCAAAACCCAAUAGUAAAUUACCAAAUCAUAUUGAUAAUACUGAUGAUAGUCAAAUCAUUGGACGUUCACCAGUUACAGUUGUUCGAAUACCAAAAUUGAAUUUAUCAAACCAGAACAUUUCAAUCACAUCUCAACAAAACACUUCAAGUGCAUCAUCAUCCAAAUUAUCUAAAUUGAAUCAAGUGAAGGUCACCAAAAUACCACGAAAACAAACAACUUUAAGUCAACGAGCUCGAGCAUUAAGUGCUGAUAAUAUUAGCACUAUUCAUAUAGGAAAGCCUUUUGUCGUAAUGCAACCACUGACAAAUCAUUCAAAGACUGCUUCAAUUGCUACAAAUAUCAAAAUGCAUAAAGACAAUAGAGUAACCGUGAGAAAGCUUCCAAGAAAAUCUAAUAUUUCUUAA
Molecule: messenger RNA, 5634 nt
Organism: Rotaria sp. Silwood1
Lineage: Eukaryota; Metazoa; Rotifera; Eurotatoria; Philodinida; Philodinidae
Source: the annotation of a GenBank genome assembly